Messenger RNA from Eleginops maclovinus (Patagonian blennie), 3518 nucleotides. RefSeq lists its product as uncharacterized. The record is from RefSeq and is a predicted model, not a curated record. The transcript is spliced from 2 exons. Bases 1789 to 3273 code for a protein of 494 amino acids. Lineage: Eukaryota; Metazoa; Chordata; Actinopteri; Perciformes; Eleginopidae.
GCUGACUGACAGCUUGGGUUUUCAGUCUGGGGAAUACUAUCUGGGAUCAUUAAAGAGACGUUUUGGGCAAUGAAUGGAGAUUCAGCGGUUUACAGACAGCAGGGAUUCGGCGUGCGUUAGCCCGGGCUAGCUAGCGGCUAGCUGAACUAGCAGCUUGCUAGUGCUGAACAUCCUCGGUGCUAACGCAUCCCGCAGCGGCUGUCACGCUGGCUGGACACCGGCUUCAGCAGCUGAUUUACAUUGACCUUUUUACUAUUAGUAAAUGUCUUUAUAAGAAAACAAUACUGAAGUGUAGUAUGUGUCGCAUUUAAUAGUAACUACCCACUGACAGCGUUUGAUCGCAGCUAGGUCCUACUAGCAGAUGAGAGAUGGCUAAUGUUGAGGUUAGCAGGGCACACCUUCUGAUGAUGACAGCUCUGUAAAACUGCCUUUUAUGAAUUGUUUUAUUAUGUUGCAUGACAGGUUUCUCUUCAUUACAUUAACAGUUACACCUUGCUGACCUUAAGCGUUCUUUUAGGAUGUAAUGACAUAUAAAGGACAUGUUUUAUCAAUUUAAACAAAAACGGCAGGUUUUCAGAUAUAAAGUGGUUAUUUGAAGAUGUUGGGCGUGAUGAUGGCGUAGUCCUGUUAAUAAGCUGUGUAUUUUAUAUUUACAUUUUAAAAUACAAUAUUAUUAGGUAAUAUAUCAGUGGUUAAGUGAAGCAUUUGCAAAUCACUGCACAUCACCCUUGCUGGGGUGCUUAAAUGCAUCAGACACUUGGCUGAGGUUAUUUGAGGAGACUUCCCCAAAGGAUGACAUUAUGGGGAUAUUCACUCAUAAUCACAUUGAAAGGGUAAAGCUGGCGAUUUUUAUUUGUUAUCAAUAAAUUCCAUGCAUAGGCCAUAUAAAACACUGAUUAGACCCUUUGUUAACGUGACACAUAAAUAUGCUACAUUGAUGCAGUGGGAGUCAUUUUCUUUCAUAAUUAACCAGAGCACUGCAGUUUAUUUUAAGACAAUGGUACCCUCAUACACCUUACUGCUGCCAGAAAUACUCACUAGAUCAUCUAAUGCUGCUUAAAAUAGCCCUGUUUGAGUGGCAUUUCUUUAAAAAUCACAGUGCCUAUACUGCCUAGUAUUAUUCAGCCUUUGUUAUUUUUAAUUUAUGGAAGUAUAAAUGCAGAGUGUCACAGGCGGAGUAGAGAAGUCGAAAAUAUAGAAUUUUUCCAGUAUAUCCUUUAAAUAAAUGACUGUCCAUAGAGCGACGUAUAAAGGGGUGCAGCCUAGCAACCCAGCAUAUAAAUGCAUGUGCAGUUGCAGUGGUCUGCGUACAAGAGUGCCCUAUUCAUAGUGUUAAACUGUAAUAUCACCACUAAUGUGCUUGAUUUAAUUUUCAAUAGUUCUGCUUUAAAUUAACAUUACAUUUUUUAUGAAAUUGAGGAAACGGUCCCUGGUGCCCUUUCAAUUGGAAAACUUUGAGAUGUGUCCAAUAAUUGCUCGAUGUUCUUUCUUAUUAUCAACAAAAGCAGAUUAUAGUGCAAAUAUUUUCCAUUUGAGAGAGUUUCAUGUCAAUUUAUUUAUUAAGAAAAAUCUUUCUUUCCCCUCAUCUUGCAUUCAGAAUUUGACAAGUGAGUAUUCCUGAUAACAUUGUUGACAUUUUCCCAUUUGAGUUGUGGUAUGUCCAUAGUUUUGCAAGGUGGUGAUUGUUACAUUUCUUUUGAAUGGCCUGCGAUUAACUGGAUGAAAAGAACGUGUUGAGCAUUUGACUUUGAGUACUAGUUUAAGCUCAACACAUUUAUACCCAGGAAGAUGUCUAAGAAGAAUCCCUCGUGCUCUGUACUGGAUCAGUCGGAGCUAGAACAGCCAGCCAGCCACUGUCAGGUGGACCGGUCUGCACCUGCAGCCUCGCCGUGUAAGAACAAGGCUGACUCCGGUCAAAGAAAUGGAGAUAGGGCAUCAUCGUCCCCAGAGAGCGAAAGUCUAAACGGAGAUGGUAAGCGUAGUGGGAAAAGCCGUCGCCGCAAGAAGCGUUCAUCCAAACCUGAAAGUCAGCCUGAGGUGACGGUUGACAGUAAGAUCAACAAAGAAGAGAAGCCAGAAAAAAGGACAAACCAGCCUGCAUCGGACCCCUGCGCUGGGCUGAUGGGCCUGCAGUCGGAGUGUGCUAAUGUGUGGUUUGAGCGGAGCAUGUACGAGCAAGCCGAGAGCCUCUACCAGUGCUGGUUGGCGAGCUCCUCCAACGGGACCACCAAGUCACGGUCAUCCCCGGCCCCCGGGAAACACUCAAAAUCUCAGUCGUCUGUAGCUCCACCUUCCUCAGGACCGGUGUGCCAGCAUGGCGAUCAGGUGGCCUGCCACCAUGUUGUCCAGACCGUGUGGGUGAACAAGACAACCUUUGACCAGGCUGAAAGCCACUAUGCUGAAGAAUCAGUUCAGCGACCAAUUCCGAGCUCUCUGGACUUCCAAUUCCCACCUAACCCCUCCGUCACCCCUCAAACACCUGAUGAAGGAUAUCAGUCUCUAGCCCCGACGCCUGCGACCCCGGUCAUCCAGCAAGCAGCCGUAACACCAACCAAUCGUCAGUCGAUCAACGGACUCCCCCGCAUUCCAGUGGAGCUGCUGAGAGACGUGUGGCUGGAGAAACCUCUGUACGACCGUGCCGAAGCAACUUUCUACCAGAACCUGUAUGGCAACAACUCCUCCAAACGCUCCAGCUGCCCCCCCACUUCCAGAAGUAGCGACCACCCUCAAAGCCUUGUGGAAGAGGAGGAGGAAGAAGCUGAGGAAGAGGCGGUGGAGGAAAAACGGGUGGUCCAGCAGGGGAAAUCGGAAAUUUUCCACGCUUUGCUUCCUAUUCAAGAGGAAGAGGAGCCAGCUGAGGUCCAAGAGAAGGUUGAAGCGUCGGGGACCGGGGUCCGCUACCUCCUUCACCCAGACAGUGAGCGGGUGUGGUUGGACAAGUGGCGGUAUGAUGCUGCAGAGAGCCGUUUCCAUGCCUACACUGGGAGUGAUGCUGUGGUGGUGAAGCAGGGUCGGCGGACAGAAGCAGCAUCAGCGGCCCCCACCGCCCCACUGAGGGACAAGUAUGACCAACCCGGGAGAAUGGAGUCGCUCCAGAUGUUUCGUUUUACCUUUCAUUGUUUUUUCUUUUAUGAUAUCAUGGGUUUGCCUCUUUUGUUUUUGUUGAAUGUGAGCCCAUUUUCUUUCUUACUUUUUCUUUGCUCUUUUUCAUUUGUGUUGGUUCAUGUCUUCUUUAUUCCUUGUGGUCUGUUUGAGAUUUGGCUGCGUGACUGACGUUCGUAUGAACCAUUGUUGCCAACUUGACUCCAUUUAAAUAUCAUUUUUGCUGUUAUGUAGAUAAAAGAAUACAUACGAUAAUCUGUUUUAAAGGGUCCAUAUUAUGAAAUAAGAAAUCCUUCUGAUCAUAAAUAGAAUAUUGGUUAUUUCUAAUCAUUUCAAUAAUAAAAUUAAUUGUAGUUUUUCCCCUGACCUUCUCGGUUCUCUUCAUUCAUCCCUCUAUUGUCCCUCUUAUCUCUCUU